Molecule: messenger RNA, 1680 nt
Organism: Argentina anserina (silverweed cinquefoil)
Lineage: Eukaryota; Viridiplantae; Streptophyta; Magnoliopsida; Rosales; Rosaceae
Product: protein NODULATION SIGNALING PATHWAY 2-like
Exons: 1
Coding region: 33-1580 (515 amino acids)
Biological process (GO): regulation of DNA-templated transcription
Cellular component (GO): nucleus
Molecular function (GO): DNA-binding transcription factor activity; sequence-specific DNA binding
Source: RefSeq, a predicted model, not a curated record
UUCUUGAGUCUUCUUGGCCAUUCCACAAUCUGAUGAACUCACCUUUUGAUCAAUCUGAUCUCAUGAACAUAGAUGAUACUCCAAUUGGUAGCUCAGAUUUUUCUUCUUUGGUCCUCAAGUCAGAUGUAUUUUCUGACUUAUCCGAAACUUGUUCAUACCCUUUCGCCACCGUGUUUCAGGGUGAUGAUCUGAUUCGGGUCUCAUCACAGGUGGUGGAAUUUCCAAUGACUUCGGAAGAAGUUGACCCUGAUUUGAUGAUGGACUGUUUGUUUGGUGAUUUCUUGGGAGGAAGUGAAGGGUGGUUUCCUUCAGAAGUUACCUCACAAUUUACUGAAGGAGAUUGUAUGUCAAAUUCAUUGGUGACUUCUGAAGUAUCAUCAAUGGACUCAGCAUCAACAUCACUGGUCAUUCCUACUGAAGUGGUGGAAAUAGAUAACGAAUCUAGUAUUCGUCAUCUUCUCAAGGCUUAUGCAGAAUCCAUGGAGAAUGGACAGAAGGAGCUAGAGGAGGUAAUUUUCAGAUGCAUCAAAGAUAAAGUCAGCCCCAUUGGUCAUACUUUGGAUCGUCUAGCAUUUCAUUUGUGUCGAGAAGUUGUUGAUGAUCAACAAGGCGAUGUUGAUUAUCUGAAACAACAAUCAUACAAGAAUUUUGGGGCUGCAUUUAAGUUGUUCUACCAGAACUUUCCCUAUGGGAAGUUUGCUCACUAUGCAGCAAAUUCAGCAAUCCUAGAGGCUAUUCCUGAGGAUACAGAGAUUGUUCACAUAGUAGAUUUCGAUAUGGGAGAAGGGUUGCAGUUGUCACAGAUAAUUGAAGCUCUAGCACAAAGACUCAAAACACUGAAAGUGACAGCAAUCAAAUGGGAUGAUGAAGAAAUUGAGUGUGCUCUACAGGGGACAUUUGACGAAAGGAAGAAGCAACUCCAAAAACAUGCAAGAUCUUUUGGCCUAAGCUUGAAGGUGGAGGAAGUUACACUAAAGGAUCUGGUGGCAGAGAUAAAGAAGACAAAAAAGAGGGCUGUAGGAGAAUUCUUAGCCUUUAACUGUAUGGUUUCGCUUCCACACGUGAGGAGGAGGAGAAGUAGAAGUCGUGCCAUGGAAUUUCUGAGACUGGCUAAGGAUAUGUUAGCCACAUCUGGGAACUACAAAACUGGAAGAAAAGGAAUUGUAACCUUUGGUGAUGGGGAGGCUUGUGAUGGACUUGGUAAUCAGUUGGAUUUCAGCUCGUUCUUUGAUAGGAAUCUGGUACAUUACCAGGCCUUAUCGAAGUCGAUGGAGUCAAAUUUCCCAAGUCAUCUAGCAGAGGCAAGAAUGGUGAUGGAAUGCAUCUUCCUAGCACCAUUUGUCUCGUCGCAGGCUUGGCUCCAGAACUGGAGCGAAAUGAAGGACGCUCGCCAAAGUCAACCAUGGUCUGGGCUGGAGGGUCGUAGACUCAGCAAAAAGAACUUGUUGGAAGCGAAGGAAAUUGUUGGAGACGACAGCGCCUACGGAAUAAGGAUUGCAGGACAGAAUGGAAAUGAAAUGGCCUUGGAAUGGAGGGGGCAUCCUUUGGUUAGAGUUUCAACAUGGGAACACCAAAGCUAGCUAAAAUUAGACCACGAUCCUUCCCGUUUCUCAUUUUUGCAAUUUCUUUCAGCAACUGCAUGUGUUCAACAUGCUGGACAAAGAUGUUGCUUUACAUAUU